Molecule: messenger RNA, 2610 nt
Organism: Arvicanthis niloticus (Nile rat)
Lineage: Eukaryota; Metazoa; Chordata; Mammalia; Rodentia; Muridae
Source: RefSeq, a predicted model, not a curated record
AUGUUCUCAUGGCUUUUUAUCUCCGUGUUUCUGCAGAUGCCAACUUUCAUCUGGAGCCGUCUAACCUCUUUGUGCCUAGCCAAAUCAAAACACCAGUUAUACUAUGAUGGGGAUGUAGUGAUUGCUGCCUUUUUUCCCAUUUUUUAUUUCUGGCCACGGAGUAAAACAAUAGAUUGGAAAACAUUGUCUCUUGACACAGAAGAUGUGUUACAUAUUCGACCCUAUAACUACCAGCUUGUUUUGGCCAUGAUAUUUGCCAUCGAUGAGAUCAACAGAAACUCCCAUAUUUUGCCAAACACCUCUCUGGGACUUGAAGUAUAUAAUCUCCCACAUUUUGAAAGGAAUGUUCUGAAGAGUGUGUUCUACUGGCUCACAGGUUUGAGCAUUUUCAUCCCUAAUUACAGCUGCAGAAAAGAGAGCAAAUCAGCUGCUACACUUACUGGAAUAUCAUUGAAAACAUCUGAACUCAUUGGGAGAGUGUUGGAUCUUUACAGAUUUCCUCAGCUCACUUUUGGGCCUUUUGAACAUAAUCUGAAUGACCGAAGCCAGUUUCCAACUCUGUACCAGGUGGCCCCCAAAGACACAUCUCUGAUCCAUGGCAUUGCCUCUUUGUUGCUUCAUUUCAACUGGACCUGGGUGGGACUCUUCCUCAUAGAUGACCACAAAGGUACUCAGUUUCUAUCAGACUUGAGAAAGGAGAUGGACAGAAAUAGACUCUGCAUAGCUUUUGUAGAAACACUGACAGUCAUGGGGGAAUCAUUAUAUUAUAUCUACUUCCACGCUCAGGUACGUAUUCUGGAAUCAUCAGCAAAUGUAGUUGUCAUUUAUGGAGACAUUGCUUUUUUAUUGAAUACAGUAGUAAAUGGAUGGAACAAGCAUAUGACAAGAAAAGUUUGGGUCAUGAACUCAAAAUGGAGUGGACAAAACUUUCACAAAUAUAACAUGUUAGAUUUAUUCCAUGGUAGUCUGACUUUUUUACCUCAUCAUGGGGAGAUUUUUGGUUUCACACAAUUUAUUCAGGAAGCCACGCCUACCAAGUACCCAGAAGAUAUUUAUCUUCAUUUCUUUUGGAAUUGGUUUUUCAAUUGCUCAUUUUUGGAUUCUAGUUGCAAAAUCUUUAAAAACUGUUUACCAAAUGCCUCCUUGGAAUUGUUGCCAGGAAAUAUUUUUGACAUGGUCAUGACUGAAGAGAGUUAUAAUAUAUAUAAUGCUGUGUAUGCAGUGGCCCAAAGUCUCCAAGAGAUGACUCUCAAUAAAGUUCAAGUUGAACCACAGGCAAAUAAAGAUAGAAGUACAUUAUUCCCCUGGCAGCUUCACCCUUUUCUGAAGAACAUUCAAGUGAAAAAUUCUGUUGGUGAUCAUGUGUUUCUGGAUGGGAAGCAAAAGGCAGAUACAGAGUAUGAUAUUAAUAACUUUUGGAAUUUCCCAAAAUGUCUUUCACUAUUUGUGAAAGUGGGGACAUUUUCUCCAAGUGCUCCCAAGGGGCAACAACUGUUGAUAUCAGAAGAUAUGAUUCAAUGGCCCAUAGGAUUUGCAGAGAUUCCCCAGUCUGUCUGCAAUGAGAACUGCAGUCCUGGAUCCAAGAAUGUCAUCCUGGAGGGCAGGCCUUCCUGUUGCUUCGACUGCAUACCUUGCCCAGAAAAUGAGAUUUCCAAUAUGACAGGUAUGGAUCAGUGUGAAAAAUGUCCAGAAACUCAUUAUGCAAAUGCAGAGAAGAGACACUGCCUCCAGAAAACUGUGAUCUUUCUGGCCUAUGAGGACCCCUUGGGUAAGGGACUCACACUUGUAUCCCUGGGAUUCUCUGCACUCACAGUUCUUAUUAUUGGCAUCUUUGUAAAGCACAGAGACACUCCAAUAGUCAAGGCCAAUAACAGGUCACUCAGUUACACCCUGCUCAUCACUCUAACCUUCUGCUUCCUCUGUCCCUUGCUCUACAUUGGCCUUCCAAACACUGCUACAUGUAUUCUGCAGCACAACUUAUUUGGACUUCUGUUUACUGUGGCUCUAUCCACUGUGCUGGCCAAAACCAUCACUGUAGUUUUAGCCUUCAAGAUUACUGCUCCAGGGAGAAAGACAAGAUGGUUGCUGAUAUCAAAAGUCCCUAAUUUCAUCAUUCCAGUUUGCACCCUGAUACAAGUACUUCUCUCUGGUAUAUGGCUGGUAACAGCACCUCCAUUUAUUGACAUGGAUGCUCAUUCUGAACAUGGACACAUAAUUGUUCAAUGUAACAAGGGCUCAGCUGUUGCCUUCUACUGCACCUUGGCCUACCUUGGAGUCAUGGCCUUUGGUAGUUACCUUAUGGCUUUUUUGUCUAGGAAUCUACCUGACACAUUUAAUGAAGCCAAAUUCCUGGCUUUCAGCAUGCUGGUGUUCUGCACUGUCUGGGUCACAUUCCUCCCAGUCUACCACAGCACCACUGGGAAGGUCAUGGUGGCUAUGGAAGUCUUCUCUAUCUUGGCUUCCAGUGCUGGAAUUCUAAGCUUAAUCUUUGCUCCUAAGUGCUAUAUUAUUUGGUUCAAGUCACAUAGGAACACUGUUCAUCACAUCAGGGACAAAAGUCAUAAGAGCAAACUUUACUUAAAAUAUAGUUCACGUGAUUCUACAAACUAA